GCCACAUGUGUCAAAAAAAAGGGUGGCAUCGAAGUUACGGUGAGCUGUCCUGUUCAGUUCUUGUCCUGUCCUUUCUGCUCAAGUCUUUCUUUGUGAACAUUGCACAAUCCCCCUUCACUUCUCCGAGCAGCUUGUCUUCCACAAAAACCUUAUCAUUCGUUGCUGGUCAGCAUUCGGGAAUCAUUGACAUCUCAUCUCACCCACAACCAUGGCCGACCUCUACCCCGACCUCAAGGACCGUCCCAUCAAGGAGACAAUCUGUCUGUUCGAUGUUGACAACACUCUCACUCCUGCCCGACUGUCCAUCUCGCCUGAGAUGCGCCAGACCCUUGCGAGACUAAGACACAAGUGCGCAAUCGGCUAUGUCGGAGGCUCCAACUUCCCCAAACAACAAGAACAAAUCGGCACCGACACCCUGUCAGUCACGGAGGUCUUUGACUUCUGCUUCGCGGAAAAUGGUCUCGAGGCCUACCGUCUAGGCCAACCCCUCGUGUCGACCUCUUUCAUCGAAUGGAUCGGAGAAGAAAAGUACCAGAAGCUCGCCAAAUGGAUCCUACGAUACAUUUCGGAACUGGAAGGUCUCCCAGCCAUGCGAGGAACAUUCAUCGAGUUCAGAAACGGCAUGAUCAAUGUCAGCCCCGUGGGUCGUAACGCCAGUACCGCAGAAAGAAACGAGUUCGAGGCAUGGGACAAGAAGAACAAUUGCCGGCCGAAAAUGAUCCAGGCGCUGAAGGAGGCUUUUCCCGACUUGGCCGUCACAUACUCGAUUGGCGGUCAAAUCUCGUUCGACGUCUUUCCAACAGGCUGGGACAAGACGUACUGCUUACGACACGUCGAGGCGGAGGCCGACCCCAGCAAGGGCCUGUCUGGUAUCAACUACAAGAACAUCCACUUCUUCGGUGACAAGUGCUUCGAGGGCGGCAACGACUGGGAGAUUUACAAUGAUUCAAGGACCAUUGGCCAUGCCGUCGAGAAUCCUGCCGACUGUCUGAAGCAGAUCAAGGAGCUUUUUGACUUGUGACAUGCUUCUCGUCUUUGAGGGGCUGGGCUUGUAAUUAAUUACAUUGGUUGGUGGCGGCGCAAGCAUGUUUCUCUCCGAUAUGGUCAUCAUUCACAGAAUGCGCCGGGGAAAAACUAGACUCCAGAAAGGGGAUUUUCCAGCCUUUCCAGCUAUUGAACGAUAGAGUCUUAGACAAACGGGUUGAAUGGGCGUUUUGAUAUCCGUACAUUGGAAUGAAUGAGUUCAAUGCCGGACCUGCGGAGUAGAUCCUCAUCUU
Molecule: messenger RNA, 1277 nt
Organism: Exophiala xenobiotica
Lineage: Eukaryota; Fungi; Ascomycota; Eurotiomycetes; Chaetothyriales; Herpotrichiellaceae
Exons: 3
Coding region: 209-1021 (270 amino acids)
Biological process (GO): GDP-mannose biosynthetic process; mannose metabolic process; protein N-linked glycosylation
Cellular component (GO): cytosol
Molecular function (GO): phosphomannomutase activity
Source: RefSeq, a predicted model, not a curated record